CCGCUCCCCCAGCCCCUAAUCUGGAGGCAGCUCCCCCCGAGCUCAACGUGGAGUCAACGAAAGAGAUGCGCAGCUCGCCAAGUUGAAGGGUGAGGGGCGAGCUUGGCACUGGCUGGGCCGCGCUGCCCAGGACAGGAGAAAGGUGCAACUUGGCGAGGAAAAAGAGGGCAGAAGGGAAAUUGGAUAUCCAGCCUCGCCUUGCCUGUGGCCCCGGGUCGGGAAUCCACACUACCAUCCUGGUUGAUCAAGGCAAAGUGGGAGGAACAGAAAGAAGAGGACGUGGGUGCUUCUGUAUGUGAGAGAAGUCCUGUUUAGGGGGAGGAACUGGAAAGAGCGGACCAGGUUGCUUCUGUAUGCAAGAGAAGCCCUGUUUAGGGGGGGAGAGAAACAAGGCAGCGGCUGAGGUUCACCCCUCCCUCCAGGCAGCAGUUGAGAAACCACGGGACAGGCACGGGGAGGGUGCUGAGGAGGAGGUGUAUAACACAUACGUAGAUGAGACACAUCAGGGCGACUGUGCAUCUGUCUGGCUGAAGGAUCCUCCUCCUCCUCCUCCUCAACAUGGUACUACGUGUUAAAAAGCAAACAAGGAGCAAAUAGUAAAUAGAGAUGCAUGAAGCCACAGAGGAAAGGAGACGAACGGCACUGAAUCAAGCGGAAGAGAAACUGAAGGAAAGCGAGGACUAACCUCGUGUCGCCCAGAGAGAGCCCCCGAACCGGGCUUAUUCCAAAGAGGGGCUGUGAUUAAAUCCUGUUCUCAGCCACCCAUCAUCCUCAAACCAGUGACAGAAGCUUGCCUGCUCCGAGGGAAUAAGCAGCAAUAGAUCACUGUCUGUGAACUGCGGCUGCCGUUUGGGAGGGAUUUAAUUUUCUUGCUUUUACAUUUUUCUUCUAGUUUAAAAAAAUUUUUUAGACAUUUUUUAAAAAGGUAUCUGCUAUUUUCCUGAUUCCAGUUCCGUGUUAUUCCGUCUUCAGCUUCUCAGAUUGUUGAUUACCCCCACCCCCAUUCCCCUCCCCACUUCCUCCGUGGAAAGAAAAGGAUUAAAAGUUACAAGUAUUGUUAUCCUUGGAUUUGUAGGUUAUUCUCUCCCCCCGCACCCGACCCCCUCGGUGUGUGUUGUAAAAGUAGUGAGUACUAUGUGCACCAACAUAGUUUACGAAUGGCUGAAAGCCCUGCAGCUCCCCCAGUACGCGGAAUCCUUCGUGGAUAAUGGCUACGAUGACCUGGAGGUGUGCAAACAGAUCGGGGAUCCUGACCUGGACGCCAUCGGGGUCUUAGCGCCCCAGCACCGGCGCCGGAUCCACGACGCGGUAAGGAGGUUGCGGGAGCAGGACGCCAAUGCCGCCGGUCUCUACUUCACCUUGGAGCCCCAGCAGCAGCAGCCUGGUUCUCCUUCCCCAGAAAUCUACACUAGCCACCUGGUGGAGCAGUAUGAGGGUCAGGCUUGGAGGGAGUCUCAGUCUAGCCAGACCCAAGGAUCCAGGGGGGUCUCCAGGAACCAGAAAGCUGGGUCACGCAGCAAGGAACUGGUGACUUACCCCAAACUCAAACUGAAAAUCAUGAUCAGGGAUAAACUGGUCCGGGAUGGAAUCAACUUAAGCAAGCCCCCAUACUCCAAUAAGGUCCCAAUGGCUGGCAUCCUAGAGUACUUAAUGAAUUGGCCGAAGUCAUCACAGAACCGCUAGAUAUCAUUUUUGCGAACUCGUGGAGGACUGGUGAGGUGCCUGAAGACUGGAAAAGGGCACAAUAGUGCCUUUCUUUCAAAAAGGGAAAAUGAAUGAUGAUCCUGGAAAAAAUACUCAUCAGCCAAACUUUUAUGCUUGGAAAAAUUCUGGACUAAUCAACUUUGUAUAACUGGGUGCUAAUUUCCAAAAAGCAAGAAACAAAAAGGCAAUAAAACAUCCAAGUACUUAUUUGGGAUUGUUUUUGCCACCCAGUUCUGCAAACUCUUGACUGUUUAAAAGGAAAUAGGAUAAAUGGAUGGAUUUGAUUGAUGUUAGUUAAGGUUUUAGAAAAAUAGCUUAUUAAUCAUAGUAAAAGGCAUAGGUUCUUAAUAUUAGAUUAUAAUUAGAUCAUUCUAUAUUAGUUAUUUUGUCUUUUAACAUAAAAGACUUUUUCCCUCCAUAAAGGACAACAUUAUAUUAAAAUAUUCUAGGAAAGAAGAAUAACCUGAUCAGAGGUACAAGUCCUAUGUACAUUGAGGUAUAGUGGCAAGACUUCUGGACUUGGAAUUUGGAGACCUGAAUUUAUAUCCCAGCAUUGACGCUUAUUAGAUGCGUGGGUGACCAUAGACAAAUUACUUCAUCUUCUUGAGUUUUGAUUUUCCUCAUCUGUAAAAUGGGUCUAGUAAUACUUGCACCACCUUUUUCUUCAGGCUGUUUCGAGGAAAAGUGCUUCGUACAACUUAAACUGCUAAAGAAAUAUGUUAUUAUGUGUGCAGGAAUCUCAUCCUGGCUACAGUGUGGGGGGUUACAUUGUGGAAUGAUGAAAAUGUAAAAGCUCCAUUACUAACGAGCUGUACAGUUUGGGGGCAAAUCUCUUCCCCUCUCCGGCCCCCAAUUUUCUUCUUUAGGAAGCAAGAAACUUGGGCUAGAUGAUAUCAAUAGCUCAUGAACCUCACUGGUGCCCCACUAUAUACAAAGUCUUUCCAGAUGAUGUCAAUGAGGCCCAGAGACUUCCUCCAGAAGUCACUUCCUUGAGGUCACUGAACUCCUUCCCAGUUCUUACAUUCUAUGAUUCUGAAUAGUCCCAUGUUGUGUUAUGCGCUCUUAGGGUGAAUAGUUUAGCUACGACAGUAUAUCUGCAUGGAAGGCAUUGCAAUGCAUAGACACACAGAUAAAAUUAAAGAUGGCUUGGUAGGAAGGGGAGAUAUUUCCUUUUAGCUUCUAUGUCACUUUAGACAGAUGAGAUUUACAUAGGCUUAUGGGCACACCCUACACAGCUGACUGGAAAGCAGGAGUCAAUUAUUCUGUACUAACCCCUGACCUCAUCCUACUUACCCAUUCAUCAUUUGGACUAGAAGCCAGAAGUUUUGAGUUCUCUGGCCUACUCCAUGUUAAGCCACGUCCCUUCCCUGUGGUUUCUGACCAAAGGCCCAUACUUGUGGAUCCAUUCUCUUGUCCUUAGCCUUUCUUUUGCAGCUUCCUGAUGUGGUAGCCAUUUUUGCUAGUCCUGGUUUUAUAGUGGGUGAAGGCAGCUAGGUGUUUUAAUGGGUAGAGUGCUGGGCUUGGAGUCAGGAAGACCUGAGUUCAAAUCCAGCUUCUGACACCUACUAACUUUGUGACCCAAGGCAAGUUACUCAACUUCCAUUGGCCUUACUGCACUGGAGUAGGAAAUGUCAAACCACUCCAGUAUCUUUGCCAAGAAAACUCCUCGGACACUGUAUGUGUGCUAUCGUCCACAGUGUCAUGAAGAGCUGGAUGACUGAAUGACUGAACAGCAACAAUAAAGGGUCAAAUGCUAGUAAAUGAUAAAGGUGACAAAAUCUAAAAUAAAUGUUUUUCUUAGUCUGAAUAAUCAUCUUCCAUAUCAUUCAGCUGAGAAAUAUUUGGGACUACAGAAGAGGUAGAAACUCAUAUUAGCAUUGUUUUGAGCCAGUAGGGAUUGGGGAGGGUGUAGAGCACUCUCAUUUUUCAGGUGAAGGGUUAGAUUAGAUGACCUCUGAGAUUCUUUCUAGAUCCAGCCUCUCUGCUCUUAAGAUCAGAGGAAACAGGGAGGCAAAGAAUGUUAUGCAACUAGCCUAAUUCUCAGUGCCUUUUGCUCCCGGGGAAUACCUUGAGCACAAAGGGAAGCACAAUAACUUUCAGGCCACUAGGAUAGCAUCAAGUUCAUUAUUGCUACUGUGAUCUAAUUGAUUCAAAUAAUUUAGUUUCAGGGAAUAUUAUAUACUUGGCGAAAUCAUACUCACUAUUGUUUUUUUCCUUAAAUAUAAUGCAAUUAAGGUCUUAAAAAAUAUUGACCUAGUCCUUUAAAUAAGUCAUAUAUAAGUCUUGUGUUCAACUCUCCUCUAUGAAUUUUCCCCAAAUUAAUUAGAAUUUUUGCAUUAUGGGGGAUAGAUUUUUUUUCUCUCCAAGGGAUGGGUUUGGUAUCUACUUGUACUAAAACCAGAAUUUAUUGUAACUAAAAAUGAGUUCAUGUUUGAGAUCUCCAGUUUCCUAACUGCAUUUUGUCUAGACUUCUCUUUUAGACCUAUCACAAUCUAUUUUGUAUCAUACAUAUUUGUAAACAUUUAUUUCCCUCCCUACACAAAAUGUAAGCUCUUUAGGGGCAGGGACUGUGUUAUUUUUCAACUUUUUGUUUCUAGUGUUGAUUACGGUGUCUCUUGGUGUUUAAUAAAGGUUUGUUGAA
Dromiciops gliroides (monito del monte) is the source of this 4345-nucleotide messenger RNA. It is a transcript of the gene SAMD5, whose product is annotated as sterile alpha motif domain containing 5. The record is from RefSeq and is a predicted model, not a curated record. Lineage: Eukaryota; Metazoa; Chordata; Mammalia; Microbiotheria; Microbiotheriidae. The coding region runs from base 1135 to 1683 and encodes 182 amino acids. Gene Ontology annotation, molecular function: protein binding. The transcript has 2 exons.